CGGGAGCGCAGGAGGAUCAGAGCCGACCCGACCCGACCCGACCCGACCCAACCCGACUUUAACGCUGAUUUCAGGCUCCAGAACCACUUUUUAACCAACAGCUGCUGCUGGAAAGCUUCCUACUGACAAACCGAGCGAGUUGAGGAGUUUGGGUGCAUCAUGUCCCACUUCGGAUUUGAGAAUGACAUCCACAGCGUCCUGAAGCUGGACAUGCCGAUAACCAACGCUCCGAUGGCCCGGUGGCAGAGAAAGGCCAGCACGUCCACUUCAGCGCAUGCGGGCGCUUUGUCGCCCAACAAAAGCACCAACCGGUCGCUGAGCUUGUCCAAAACCCCCAGCAAAACGCCAGGGAAGAAUGGCAAGACACAGAGCACCCCCUCAAACGCCGGAGGAGACAGAUUCAUCCCAGUCAGGAACGCCAAACAGAUGGACGUGGCGAGCUUCCUCCUCUCCAAGGAGAACGAGCCGGCUGAGGAGGGCGCGUCUGCUGCCAAUCAGCAGGCGACUCAGAAGGCGUGGUCUGUAACUCUGAAUGGGUACGAUGUCGAGGAUGCCAAGAUCUUGCAUUUGGGAGGAAAGCCGCUCAACGCGCCUGAAGGUUACCAGAACAACUUGAAGGUUCUCUACAGCCAAGUUCACACGCCCGCCUCUAUGAAGAAGAGCCGCUACAUUUCUUCAGCUCCCGAGCGAAUCCUGGACGCUCCCGAGCUCCGGAACGACUUCUAUCUGAACCUGAUGGACUGGGGGCGGCAGAACCUGCUGGCCGUGGCGCUCUCGGAGCAGGUGUACCUGUGGGAUGCUGCUCAGGGGGACAUCACCCUGCUGAAGAAGAUGGAGGAAGAGAACGGCUACAUCUGCUCAGUGUCUUGGAGCAAAGAUGGAAAUUUCUUGGCCAUUGGAACGAGCACCUGCAAAGUGGAGCUGUGGGACGUCCAGUAUCAGAAGCGCUUGCGCUGCAUGGACAGCCACGCCACCAGAGUCGGCUGCUUAAGCUGGAACGAUCACGUCUUGUCCAGCGGCGCCCGCUCGGGUCUCAUUCAUCAGCAUGACGUCCGUGUAGCAGAACAUCACACGUGCACUCUGAGGGGUCACGCGCAGGAGGUCUGCGGCCUCGCCUGGUCUCCGGACGGACGGUAUCUGGCCAGCGGGGGAAACGACAACACGGUGAACGUUUGGUCAGGUGCCCAGCAAACCGGAGUGCAUUGCUUCACUGAACACGAAGGAGCAGUCAAGGCUUUGGCUUGGUGUCCUUGGCAGCCCAGCAUACUUGCUUCAGGAGGGGGCACCAGUGACCGCAACAUCCGCCUCUGGAACGUCAACAGUGGCUCCUGCAUUACUGCCUGGGACACGCAGUCUCAGGUGUCGUCGCUGUUAUUUGCAGCAAACUACAAAGAACUGGUCUCCGGACACGGCUUUGCACAUGACCAGGUUUCCAUCUGGAAGUAUCCCUCGCUCACUAAAGUUACAGAUCUUCAAGGUCAUGAGGGCAGAGUUCUGAACUUGUCCCUCAGCCCCGACGGCUCUACGGUCGCCUCCUUAAGCGCAGAUGAAACUCUGAGGCUGUGGAAGUGCUUCGAGAAGGAUCCCUCUAAAAAGGCCAAACCUGCCGGCGGCAGCAGCAGCAUCAUCCAGCAGCACAUCAGAUAGUCGGAGUUUUAACGGAGCCGUUCUCUUGUUUACGGAUUAAAUUAUGUACAGUGUGUUUGUAAAUUUGCAAUAAAGCUUUUUAUCCUUGGUUAA
Molecule: messenger RNA, 1740 nt
Organism: Pygocentrus nattereri (red-bellied piranha)
Lineage: Eukaryota; Metazoa; Chordata; Actinopteri; Characiformes; Serrasalmidae
Gene: cdc20
Product: cell division cycle 20 homolog
Exons: 11
Coding region: 160-1647 (495 amino acids)
Biological process (GO): positive regulation of ubiquitin protein ligase activity; positive regulation of anaphase-promoting complex-dependent catabolic process; anaphase-promoting complex-dependent catabolic process
Cellular component (GO): anaphase-promoting complex
Molecular function (GO): ubiquitin ligase activator activity; protein binding; anaphase-promoting complex binding
Source: RefSeq, a predicted model, not a curated record